CACUCCAUUUUGGGAGAAGUGGAGGGUAUGUCAGCAGAAACAAUGUUAUUGUUGUGGAGCAUGAAGGAGAGGCACAAUCCUGAUUCCAAAUUUAAGUUGUACUUCGAUACACUGCCAGAGAAAUUUAAAACAGGUUUGAGUUUUGGGAUUGAAGCUAUAAUGUCCUUAGACGGAACCUUGCUGUUAGAAGAGAUUGUCCAAGCAAAAGAGCACUUGCGUACACAGUAUGAUGAAUUAUUUCCAGCCCUAUGCAAUGAUCAUCUGGAUGUAUUUCCUCCAGAGCUGUACACCUGGGAGCAGUUCUUAUGGGCUUGUGAACUUUGGUACUCUAAUAGCAUGAAAAUUAUGUUUAAUGACGGAAAACUAAGGACCUGCUUGGUUCCGAUUGCAGGGUUUCUUAAUCACUCGAGUUGUCCGCACAUAGUGCACUAUGGAAAAGUAGAUUUCACGACAAAUUCUAUUAAAUUUCCUUUGUCAAGACCGUGCAAUGCAGGAGAGCAAUGUUUUCUUGGCUAUGGAAACUUCAGUAGUUCUCAUUUACUGACCUUCUAUGGCUUUCUCCCACAACUAGACAACUACUACGAUGUGAUUCCUCUAGAUAUUGAUGUUGAAAGUAAUGAAGGUUUUGCGGACACUGGCCCUACGUCUGAUUGGACCUCCCAUAUGAUUCGUGGAACCUGGUUCUCAAAGAAUCGUGGCUUCUUCCGUUAUGGUUUACCGCCUUCUCUACUGGAUCAUAUGCGUAGAUCUCGGAAUCCUUUUUUGCAAACAUUCAACCUUACACCAGAGAAGUUGGAAAUUGAACUCGAAAUACUUAGAGACCUUUGUUCUAUGUUCCAAGAUAUGACGGAUGCACUAGGAGAUGCUCAACUUGAUGACAGGGAGACCACAAGUUGGGAUACAAAGCUUGCACUGGAUUUCAAAUAUUUACAGAGGAGGAUUUUCUACUCCGUUGUUGCUUCGUGCCAGGCAGGUUGUGAGUUGGUAGAAAGCGAACUGCAAAGAUAUAGAUUGUAGUUUCAUUACGGGAAGGGACAGUGUGUGCUAAGUAUAUGAGGUGUGGGCUUCAAAGAGUUUUGUUAUAUGUCCAUUCUAGUUUCCGUACCAAAGGUCCGACUGAAUUAGCCUUUUCUGUCGUACCAAUGAAACAAUGAUAAUAGUUUUCUCUAACAAGAAAUCUAGGCAAGUGGUUUAUAACCAUCUUUUCUUCCUACUAGCUGGUUAAAUUUAAGUUCUUGUCUUAUUCUUAGGCAACAGAGCCAGUAGAAAUUUUGUAAUCCUCUCACAAUUUUCAGGCUAUCAUCUCAGUGAUUCUUAGUUUUCUCAUCGCCUCUAUUUGGAAUCGUGGUAUGUUUAUGAGAAAAGUAUUUCAAUUGUAAUAUAUGUGUAAUUCUACCUU
Molecule: messenger RNA, 1399 nt
Organism: Nicotiana tabacum (common tobacco)
Lineage: Eukaryota; Viridiplantae; Streptophyta; Magnoliopsida; Solanales; Solanaceae
Source: RefSeq, a predicted model, not a curated record